Cyanistes caeruleus (blue tit) is the source of this 2469-nucleotide messenger RNA. NCBI's taxonomy places the organism in Eukaryota, Metazoa, Chordata, Aves, Passeriformes, Paridae. The record is from RefSeq and is a predicted model, not a curated record.
AUGGCACAACAAGAAACCCACCAGCCUCCAGUUUAACUCUUUGCUGUGGAACAAGCUCAGAGUGACAGCAGGUGCCUCUUCAGAAUAGUUUAAAGAAGUCUUUGCCUUGAGGCUGUGAAUUGGGUGAUUGCUGAAGCCUUUUCCUUAUGUAGAAUCUACUGGUUAGCUCCUUAGCAAAGAAGCAGCCUACAAAAACAGACACAGUUGUCGACUCUCAAGGUGUGGAUGAUCAUGGGAGAACAACUGUUAAAGAACAGCAUCCUUGAUCAAUUUAUUAAUAGCCAUGAGCAGUCAUAUGAAGAGUUUCUAAAUACAUUCACAUAUCUUUUUAAAGAGAAAGAGGGAAAGACAAUUCAGGGAAGUAAAGUGGACUCCUUAAGAAAAAAAUGUUCUACUUCUGAAUUACCAAACAGAAAUAAACAGAAUGGCUCACCUGAAAGAAGCAAAGAAAUGUGGGUAUCAUUUCCACCACGGAUGCCAAAUGAGAACGAGACAGUGAUGAGUGAGAGCUCAGCAGCUGAUGUCUCUGAUGGAAAUAAUCUCAAUCUGUCUGAAAGAGUGAAGGUGGAAAAGUACUUAAACUUGGAAGAUGUAGACACAGAUGAAGAGACAUGCAAUGCAGGGUCAUUAGUUCUCCCAGGAGAGGUGGAAGAGACAGUGACUUGCUGUACACCCUUCUUUGAAAAGCCUAUUCAGCCGAAGUUCAGAGACUUGCCAGUUCCCCAGCCAUCAGACAGCAAAGUCCAGGAGCUACUGGGUGAUGAUGUUCAACCAUUCUCACUUGAUGAAGAAUUUGAUUAUGACAAUGUGGCACUGACCCCUAAGUUCUCUGAAGCUGAGCUGAAGGCCAUUUUAGAGUUGUCUGAAGAGGAAAUGGGUACAGAUGUCAAAUCUGCAUGAGCUGAAGGCAGAGUCAAAGGUGUUCCGUGCAGGGCUGUUGGAAUGACCUUUUUAUGGGGUGAAUGUAACUCCUUAUUGUACCUUUAGUGUUCUUAUCUGCAUGGCCAGUAAAUGGCAUCCUGAGAUUUAUUCUGUCAAGGUGCCUUGGAUCCUCUACUGGCUCAGGAUAGGUGCGCUGGCAUGACUUCUCCAUAGGAACAAAACAAGCUGCUGGAUUUCAGAAUAGCUUCAUGGCUACUCUUGCUUAUAUCUGUUACUGACUCAGUUUCUGAGUAGUACAAAGCUGGUCCUGAAGCUGCCUUUUACCUCAUUCUUUCAGUAAUGCAGUUAAGAGCUUCUUAAUAGCUGACAAAUCAGUCUAUGAACUCCUUAAAUGUAUAGAGAUACAUGAGUGAAUAAAUCUGGGAGUAUUUUUUUCUUUAUCUUUUCUUUGUCUUUUGAUUUCUUACAAAUUUGUAGAACUGAUUAGUUCUGCAAAAAAUAAAUAUUCCUGUUUCCAACAAACUUUUUGUGUUGAUCAAAAUUCAUAUGAUACAACUCCUAAAAUUAAAACAGGAACUGCUCAAACCACCCCCUCUUCCACACAGAGAAAAAAAUAGCGAUCUCAUUCAUUAAAGGAAUUGGCAUUGAAAGGCUGUCAGAUUUUACAUUUUUUCACAGAUGAUUCCAAAUAACAGCUUAUAGCUUACAGUCUGCAUCACUGAAAUAGAGCAAGCUGGAGCUGAGUAAAGGUCAGCUAUAUGGGUGGGAGAGAACAGUGUGUAUCUUUGACACAAGAUACUGUGUGCUCCUUUUCUGAAGAGUUUGGAGUCCUUUGUUUUCAGCUAACUGCAGAAGCUUUGCUAUUGAGGCUUGGUUUAAUAUCACAAUGCUGCAUUGUAUUUUUGGUCCUUAUCUGGUAUAACUGCAUUCACUAAAGUUUACUGACCAACAUUUUGUCCUUGACCUCUCUCUAUUAUUUCUGAAGUGGGUGAUUAGCAUGACAAAUAUGGGAAGAGUGCCUGAGCAGACUGACAGGGCACCAAACCAUAGAUUUGUUCAAAGGCUGUGGAUGAAUUUUCUGUGGCUGGUUGGCUGCUUCAUUGUCAGUAAUUUAUAAAAGCAAAGAAAGGUUUUCUGAUGUUCCAAAGGAGAUUUUCUGGAUCAGUGAUUUUGUAAAUCAUAAUCAUGCUCCACUGAAAUUUGAAUAGGAUUGGUUUUGAUGAGUGGUAUUUACCUUGAUUAGGGGAUAUAAUUUAAGAGUGAGAUUCAAAAAAAGAACCCAACCCCCCCCACACCCCCCCCAAAAAAACCUCAAAAAAACAGAAAAGAACAAACUCUCACAGAAGAUAGUUAAGGAGACUGAUACAAAAUUACAAGUAUGUUGUAUAGAAGAACUGGUUUGUAUAGGACCUUGCUGGUAGAAGAUAAUGAGAAUUUAUUUUAAUACCUACACUCAAAAAGAUGUAGCCUUUGCUGUAGCUAAAAUCUUUUGUAAAAUGCAAUUGGAUGUGUAGCAGAUUCUGCUGGGUUUUCUGAAACUUUUUUUUAAUGUGAAUUUAUUCCAAUUCAAUAAAGUGUUUUGUUGGA